AUGUUCACAGAUGAUGUAGAUGUGGGGUUGGAAAAAUACCCUACUGCCUACGUCCGGGGGGUCAUUGAAGGGGUGGAAGCGUCAGUGUUGGUUGACUCUGGGGCUUCUGUGUCUUUAAUUAGUUCCGAUUUCCGUAUGGCGGUUCCCACACUGCGCGGACGGCCAUUGAAGAAGGACUUUAUUGGCUCACGGGUAGUAAAUGGACAGACACUAGACACACUGGGCACUGUAGACGUGUCUCUUCACUUGGGCCGGGCCUCUUGGCGGCACACUUUUCAUGUGCUGAGGGAGUCUACUCAGGCGGUCCUAUUGGGGUUGGACUUUCUGGCAGUGAACAGGGCGUUGCUCGACCUGGGGCGGGGGGUUUUGGAGAUCGGUGAUACGUGCCUCCCCUUGCUUUACCAGGCUCAGCUUGUCCCUGAGUGCUGCAAUGUAUCUCUGGCCAAUGGUGUGAUUAUACCUCCCUUAAGUGAGGCUUUGGUGCCAGUUCAUGUGCGUCCACCGGGUGGUGCUAACAGGCCAGUAACUGACUUUGAGGGCUACUUGGAACCAAAUGUCCCUGAUUCGGCUGGUUUAGUCUUAGCUCAUACCGUGGCUAAUGUGAAGAAUGGGGUUACUGUUGCGCAUGUUCUCAAUCCCUCUGGGAAAGCAGUGGAGCUCAAGCAAGGGCUGCACAUAGGGGAAUUUUAUCCUAUUCACGAGGUUGGUGCACCAUCGGUGGUGCCCACUUCAAAUAAAUCUUCUGUCCCGUGUAUGGUCACAGACUCUCCAGUCAACGAGCGACAGAGGGCUGAAUUACAGGAGCUUUUGAGUCGUUUUAGUAACGUGUUUAGUACCCCAGAUGGGAACACUGGGAAGUGCUCUUUAAUCCAACACCACAUUCGCACUGGUGAUAACCCCCCAAUUAAGCAGCGGGCAUAUCGGACGUCUCCUGAGAAAAGGGCAGAGAUUGAGCGUCAGGUGGGUCAGCUACUGGCAGAUGGCCUGGUGGAGGAGAGCUUCAGUCCCUGGGCCUCACCAGUCGUGCUCGUCAAGAAAAAAGGUGGUCAGUGGAGGUUCUGUAUCGAUUACCGCCGUCUUAAUGCGGUUACAAUUAAAGAUUCGCACCCGCUGCCGCGUGUGGACGACAGCUUGGAUGCGCUGGCCGGGUCAAUGUGGUUCAGCACAUUGGACUUUUCGAACGGAUACUGGCAGGUGGAAGUUGCCGAGGAGGAUCGUGAAAAGACCACCUUCACGACCGGUAGGGGAAUAUACCAGUGGCGGGCCAUGCCAAUGGGCCUGUCCAAUUCGCCUGCCACCUUCCAGCGUAUGAUGGAGCUAGUCCUGCGUGGUCUCCCCUGGCACACCUGCCUCGUAUAUCUGGACGACAUUUUGAUUUUCAGUCGAACAUUUGAGGACCAUCUUGGCCAUUUGGGGGAGGUGCUGACAAGGAUAGAUUUGGCCGGACUGAGAUUGAACAGCAGCAAAUGUCAUUUUGCAAAGGACCAUGUAGUGUUUUUUGGACAUGUGGUGUCUAGAGAUGGUCUCCGCCCGGACCCUCGGAACACUGAUAAAGUGAGGUUAUGGCCGACACCGACCUCUGCUGCUGAGGUCCGUGCUUUUGUGGGCCUGUGCUCCUAUUAUAGACGUUUUGUGCAGAACUUUUCCCAGCAUGCGGCUCCACUCAAUCAUCUGGCCAGUAAAAAUGUCCCUUUUAAAUGGACGUCAGAGUGUGAGGCAGCAUUCACCUUUUUGAAACAUCGUCUGACCUCCUCCCCUGUAGUGGUGUCACCAGACUUUUCUCGCCCCUUUAAAGUUUACACCGAUGCGUCAAAGGACGCUGUUGGGGCGGUACUGGCGCAGGAGAAUGACGGUUUGGAACAUGUAGUGGCCUACGCCAGUCAAGCCCUCACUCACACCCAGAAACGCUGGUCCACCUUUGACCGUGAACUGUGGGCGGUUGUCUGGGCUGUGCGCGAGUUUAAACAUUAUGUGGGGCUGUCAGCAUUCACUAUUGUUACUGACCAUCGUCCUCUACUAGGCCUUCGUGGCAUGUCCAUUGACAAUGACCCUACUGGUAAACGGGGGCGGUGGAUCCUGGAGUUGGAUCCCUUUAAUUGGGCCAUCAUCGGGAGGACGGAUCACGGCAUUUGA
Messenger RNA from Knipowitschia caucasica, 2133 nucleotides. The record is from the annotation of a GenBank genome assembly. NCBI's taxonomy places the organism in Eukaryota, Metazoa, Chordata, Actinopteri, Gobiiformes, Gobiidae.